AUUCGCUCGGCGAGAAGGUUGCUGAUACCCUGUGUCGUGCCGCUGAGCAAGAGCAAUGGACAUGGAGAAGGUCAAUUCCAUGGACUUCGGAGAAUUUGUGGAGGUGUUUGGGAAUGUCGUCGAGAGGUGUCCUCUGAUUGCCGCUGCUGUUUGGUCGCAGCGCCCGUUCUCAGACUUGGAUGACUUAGAGAAGCACUUCUUUGCCUUUAUCGAUGCCCUUCCACAGGAAGGCCAGGAGGGCGUCCUGCGCUGCCACCCGGACCUGGCGGGCCGCGAGCUGCAGCUGGGCACGCUCACGGCCGAGUCGCGGCGCGAGCAGACGGCCGCGGGGCUGACCAGCCUGGAGGCGGACGAGCGGCGCCGGCUGGCGGAGCUCAACGCGCGGUACCGCGCGCGCUUCGGCUUCCCGUUCGUGCUCGCCGCGCGUCGCAGCGGCCGGGCGGCGGUGCCCGCUGAGCUGGCGCGCCGGCUGCACCGCCCGCGCGCCGAGGAGCUGCGCGCCGCCCUGCGCGAGGUGAGGACCAUCUGCCGCCUGCGGCUCGCCGACCUCCUGGGCGCCGCCGACCCCGCCGCGCCGUAG
Molecule: messenger RNA, 580 nt
Organism: Hyaena hyaena (striped hyena)
Lineage: Eukaryota; Metazoa; Chordata; Mammalia; Carnivora; Hyaenidae
Gene: URAD
Product: ureidoimidazoline (2-oxo-4-hydroxy-4-carboxy-5-) decarboxylase
Exons: 2
Coding region: 56-580 (174 amino acids)
Biological process (GO): allantoin metabolic process
Molecular function (GO): carboxy-lyase activity
Source: RefSeq, a predicted model, not a curated record